Alternaria arborescens is the source of this 3444-nucleotide messenger RNA. RefSeq lists its product as hypothetical. The transcript has 2 exons. Gene Ontology annotation, biological process: protein phosphorylation. Gene Ontology annotation, molecular function: protein kinase activity; ATP binding; protein binding. The record is from RefSeq and is a predicted model, not a curated record. Gene Ontology annotation, cellular component: cytoplasm. Lineage: Eukaryota; Fungi; Ascomycota; Dothideomycetes; Pleosporales; Pleosporaceae. The coding region runs from base 1 to 3444 and encodes 1147 amino acids.
AUGUCGUCAACGCUCUGGCCACCAUCCACUGUCGGUAUUACGGAUGACCUUGCGGCGAGCAGGUCAAGGGCUCUUGGUAACGAGAAGCCGGAAGACAAGGGCAAUAUCAUCUACACCGAGAUUCAAGCGGAGACAAGGAAUGAACUGAACAUCAUCGGCCCAGAAACCCUGCGUGACCCAAGCCCACUUGGCAGCGGAACCAGCUUUCAGGUAGAUCGGCUUUUGUUCCUCCGACCACGAUGGCCAAAUUAUUAUGUUGCUGUCAAACGCGUGAUUACGAGGAAGAUGACCAUUGAAGACCUUCAUCAACGUCUCUCAGUUAUCAAGCGGGAGUUGCGCGUGCUGAUCCAUCGACCUCUGAGAGCCCACAGUUGUAUUAUAUCUAUUCUGGGUUAUGGACACAGCAUCGACGCAUCGCAAAGGAUGGUUCCCUACCUUGUCAUGGAGUUUUCGGAUCAUGGAACAUUGACACAAUAUCUUCGAAGAUGCAAUAUACCUUUGAAAGAGCGGCGAGAGUUAGCGCUUGAUGUUGGCAUGGCGCUCCGUUCCCUCCACGAAUGCCAGAUAAUCCAUGGCGAUGUAAAGAUGGACAAUGUACUGGUAUUUGAUUCAACGGAUGACCUCCUAGAACGACCACAGGUGGCUAAGCUGGCCGAUUUCGGGAGUGCGCUUUUUGAGAACGAUUUUGUGGAGAGACACUACGUUUCAUACCUCGGCACAACUAAGUACAAUGCACCAGAGGUUGCCUCGCGCGAGGGUCCUGGCGUAAGAAAUGUGGAGAGUUCUCCGAAUCUGUACGAACGUGCUGAUGUCUACUCGUUUGGUCUUCUGCUACUCGAAACCAUUCUUGACGGGAAAAACUUCAUCGACGCGGCUUGGCUUGAUCAAGGAGUGAAUGAUCUCACUACGAAAGAUAGAGCGACGUCAAAGAACGCGGAAUUGGAGUUUCUGGACAAGGUAACGUUGGAAGAAGAUGCAUUGCUUGGCCUUGCAAGAGGAUUCGCAUCUCGUCUGUCACCCGAUGCGGAGUCCGAUGUCAUAAAUUCGGUCACACAAGCAAUGACGCUGUGUCUCAGAGAUGAUGUGUACAAGCGUGGAACUAUGGUACAGGUCACAAAAGCCCUUGCUCGAGGUACGACUGAAAAUCGGCCAUCGUCCACUCAUACAUCAGCUCGUAUAAUCUCUCCGGUGGAUUCAACGAGCACGACACCAUCCUUACACAAGAAGCGAAGCGGAAUCUAUCAAUUACACUCGUCACCACUAGAGACUUUACCAUCAAGCAAUUUGAGCAUACGUGUAGCUAAACCAGACGACAAAAACGCAAUAGCUGAACGACACAUUGGAAGCUCGAAACUGCGCUCAGGACCAGUUGCGUCUUUGGUCGCAGAUCCGUCAUCACAAUACCGAACCACAGAGAUAGACAUGUUCAAAGCAUCAAUCACCAUCUCACCUCCUUGGAAGGUUCAACUCCGCGUUGCAGAACGACUUAAGUCUGCUUUGGAUGUUGAGAGAGAUCCAUUACUCAAAGCUCAGCUACAGCUUCAUCUUACGAUAGUGUAUUGGCUGGGCUACGGCACCCAACCAAAGCUCCUCGAGUCGCUCCAAAACUUAGCAGAAGCUGCCAACGCCAACAAGAUUGCACAGAUUAUCGCUCCCAGAGUCAUGGCAGCCGCUAAGCACAUUACUCCGCUUGUUGAACAGUCACACCUUGUUGACACAGAAUUGUAUUACAACUCUACAAACAGUAGAAGUUGCCCGACAUCAGGCAUUGUGAACUUCCUGCGGACUGAAAGAGCUCACACACCGCGACCUCGAGCGGACGCCAUUUCAGAUGUUCAAAGCGAUCUGAUAAUGGCUUGCAUGGAAGGCAAGUUCGAGGUCGCUCGGAAUCUUAUCCCACUUUGUGGCGACUUCCCAGCCUAUUUCGCUCCAAAUCCUCUGCAUUGGCUCGUCAUGUUUCCGUACGAAGAGGCCAGAUUGUUAGUUAAUCUUCUCAUCUUCGGCUCCGCGAAUGUACAGGGCCAGCAACACGGUGUUUGUCGUACUGUGAUUAAUGCGUCCUGUGUAAGCAUGAUCAACAUUCCGGAAUACUGCAUGGAUCUUUUCGGGACCCCACUUCAUUUUGCUGUCCGCUGCGGCUUUCAAGACCUAGUGUCUGAGUUUAUUCGACAUGGUGCUGAUGUGAACAAGCGAUGGGAAGCCAGAAUCAUACCUACCAGUGAUGGACGUUCUGUCAGGUAUCCUAGUUUCAGUCCUUUGGAUGUCGCGGCGACAUAUCAUCUAGCCGAUAUCGCGCAACUACUACUUGGAGCAGGUGCUGUUACGUAUGGGGGAGACGUUGACUGGGAGUACUCACCCUUACACAUGGUUGGACAAAAGACAAUCCCAUUUGCGCGAUUUGUUAUGCACGGCUCGCAUUCCAGAGCAGCUGCUACUCAAAUCAUUCGCACGCUCCACGGGUGGGGUCUAGACAUCAGCAAUCACGACUCCUCGCGUCAGACGCCUUUACUGCGCGCGGCUGAAUAUCAUGACAUAGACGACUAUAUCCUAGAAGAGCUUUUGGAGGCGGGUGCAAGGGCUGAUGCUUCCACAGCAUAUCCAGGAUGUAGCCUUGCGACUUUGCUUGCUCAACAAUGCGCAGAUCGGCGUUUCAACUCCUCCAAAUUUCGACUAUUUCUUCCACAAGUGGAAGACUUCAACUGCCUAGAUUCGCACGGUCGUGGCGCUUUGCAUUACUGUGCUCUCUUCGAUGGUAUAGAGAUGGCUCGUGUAUUGUUAGCGCAGCCCGGAAUCGAUGUCGACUGCAAGGCGAAUGACGAGGGGAGAAAUACCCCUUUGCUCUUUGCUGCCACUUUCGGAUCCAGCGAUGUCGCUGAUCUGCUUAUCAAAGGUGAUGCAGACUUCGAGUUAGCAGACGCCGACGGUCGGUCGCCAUUGAGGGUGGCUGUGACUUGCAGACAUAUCGAUGUCGCUAGUCUUCUCAUCAAAGCAAGCGCGAGCCUUGUGUUCCAUACACAGUCUGGAAGAACAGAGAACAUUCUCCACUAUGCAGUCAUGAGGGAAAGUCAGCUGCCGUCCUUAAUGGAACCUAUACUCCGGAUGUUACCUAACGAAAAGAUCGCAGACUUGCUGGAUGAAUUUGAUGGUGGAGGAUGGACCCCACUUCAUUAUGCGAGCUACUUUGGCGACCUCGAAGGCGUUAACGCCCUUCUUGAGGCUGGAGCAAACAGAAAUAGUUUCAAAAAUCCGCAGUAUGCUAGAUCGCUUUCCAGCCGUGGCGUAACACCACUCCAGCUGAUUACAUUGUUGAGAAAAAAGAUACAACGAGAUGGUCUUGGCAAAGAUCACGACGCUGUGAAGCGAGGCGGUCCAGUGGCUGAAACAAGAUUCAUGGAUCGUCUUGAACAGAUCGAACGAGUACUCAAAAGCGACGCAGCGGGAUAG